AUGGAAGAAAAUGACGAUAAUAGUUACGAUACUGAUUUAGAUGAUGAUGAAGCAGAUCAACUUGAAAAAUAUACACCAUCACGAUUAUCAUUCGUUGAGAAAUUAGCAGCUCAUCGAAGUAAUCGAUCACAUGAAACAUUUGGUCAAUUAAAUGUACCAAUUGAAUUUCUAUCGAAUACUUCAAAAAAUACUGAUGAUGAAGUUCUUGUUCCAAUACGAUGUAAAAUUCCAACUAAAAAUGCAAGAGUUCAUACGUAUGAAUAUUGUUGUACAACACUUGAUAUUCCAGCUGAUUGGCAAAUUCGAGGUUUUCUACCAUAUAAUACUAUUACUCUUGUUGAUCGACCAUUCUCAUUUAAUGAUUUUCGUGCAUUGGCUACAUCAAUCGAAGCAAAUCUUGAAAGUUUAACAUUACAUGCUGUAAAUUUAAUACCAUCAUCACUUUAUGUACUUUGUCAAGGAUUAAAUAAAUGUGUUCAUCUUACUUUCUUGGAUUUAUCCGAUAAUAAAAUUGGUAAAAAAGGUUUUGAUGCAUUAAUGUCAAUAUUUGAUCAACUUUCAUCAUUACAAUAUUUAUCAUUGGCUAAUUGUGAUAUUCAAGAUUCUUAUGGUUCAAAAAUUGGUGAUUUAUGUCGACAUAAAAGACUUCUUGAACUUAAUUUAACUGGAAAUAAACUUGAAGAAAAUGCAUGUAUUUUUAUUGGCAAUGCUCUAACUGAAAAUUGGAGUUUAUUAUAUUUAAAUUUAAGUUGGAAUUUAAUAAGAAGUUAUGCAUCAAUCGCUCUUUUUCGUGGAAUAGAAGUUAAUAAAUGUUUAACUGAACUUGAUAUAUCAUGGAGUGGUCUUAGUUAUGAUGGAAGUGUUGCUCUUCGACGAGUUUUAGCUGUUAAUAAAGUUUUACAACGUUUAAACAUAAGUAAUUGUCAUAUUGAAUGGACGAGUGCAAAAUUAAUAAGUGAAGGUUUAGCAAAAAAUUCUACACUUCAAAAUUUAAAUCUUGCCUUUAAUCCAAUAACAACACAUGGUGCUCAAUAUAUUAUUCAAGCUUUAGAUGUAGAAACAAGUGCUGUUUCUAUGCUUGAUCUAUCGGGUAUUACUGUUUUUUCAUCGACAGUACGUCUUGCAGAAAAAAUUGCUAAACGAAAAGAAUUUAUUUUGAAAUAUGAUUGUGAAAUACCUACACAUGAUACGAUUGGUCGACAAGGAAAAGCUGCAAAAGGAGAUUCGAUGCGUACAUUAGUUCAACAUAUUGAUAAUAGAAAUUGGCGCACAUUAGAAUAUUUUCGUAUGUUAAAUAAAAACAAUCAAGGAGAAUUGAAACCUGAAGCGAUUACUCUUGAUAUUGUGAAAUCAGAUGCCAAACUUGAUAAUGAAGAUAUUCAAAAUAUUCAUCAACGUCUUGGAAAUAUAUCUAUGCAACCAUUAACAUAUAAGAAUUUGAAUUCUAUUAUUAAUAAACAACGGAUACGUGAUCGAUCAUUAAAAGCUCGUCAAGAAAAACAAGCACAAAAUAUGAAAAAACGUAAUCAAAAAAUCUUAGAAACUGUUAGUCAACAUUUUCCUGGAAUUGAAAUUCUUAGUGAAAAACAAAAACGUCAAGAAGCUAUUGAAAAAUUAUCUAAACCAAGAGCCAUCAGUGCUAGAUCUAAAGUUUAA
Molecule: messenger RNA, 1656 nt
Organism: Adineta steineri
Lineage: Eukaryota; Metazoa; Rotifera; Eurotatoria; Adinetida; Adinetidae
Source: the annotation of a GenBank genome assembly